UGGGAUUCCGUAAACUGGCCACUCUCUUCCUAGUUUCAUCUUGCUAGUGUUUUUCUUUCAAAUUUAAUGUCAUGUCGUAACCCGAAACGUCUUAGAAACGGUACCCAAAUUCUCAGUGCAGGCAUUUUCGGUGGAAAACUUCAACUUCAGAUCAACACGUAGUCAUGUCAACUGCCUCGAGGGUGACUUUGGGCAUGGCAGUCACCGUUUCCACGGCCAUCAUAGGUUAUGUGCACUAUAAACAAUCGGCAGACCGACUGAGACUCCACGAUGGUGUCUUGCGGGAUGUGGAACAGCAGCAGCGGCGGAAGCACGAAAACACCUACACGCUGCAGCAGCAGAUUGACAUUACCAAGCAACUGAAGGCCAGAGAGGCAUCCAGCCACUCCUCUGAAACGCCCACACCUCCAUCGAAAACCCCCUCGCAGGGAAACCUCCAGGCGGAGACAGAUGCAAAUGCGUCACAAAGAGACCUGGAACCCGAGCUUCAGCAGCCGCAGCCUGGAGCCGAGGGUUCCGGUGGCGUUUCACAGGCUGAAGACAAUUCUGCUAGUCCUGAUGCCGUCAGCCCACCAUCAGACGAAGUUUGACCACCGAAAUGCCUUUCCAUGUGCACUUAUUACAUACUGUAAGACUAACUCGGGUAAAAAGAUUGCUUUUGUUAUAAAGGUUAAAGCUUUACGUCGUUUUGUUUAUCUUCGAUAUCUUGAUUUUUUUGGACGGAGAAGGGCUAGAAUAAAAGAUUUCCUUGUUAAAUAAUGCCAUUUUAAUGAUAAAUAUCUUUCGUCUGCUGUUAUUAAUAAGUAAACCUAUCUGUAUUUUAAGGUAUCCUAAAAGUGAAGGGAUCUUUAUUAUUGUUGUAAGAAAAUCUUGAGACUUAACCAUUCAUCAGUCUAAAACCCUUUAGUCUAGUCUCUAAAAGCUGCUAUGAUCAAAAGUUAAAAGAAAUUAUAUAAAUACAUAAAUAUAAUAUAAAUA
This is a messenger RNA of Drosophila rhopaloa, 978 nucleotides long. Its product is annotated as protein PET117 homolog, mitochondrial. The record is from RefSeq and is a predicted model, not a curated record. Gene Ontology annotation, cellular component: mitochondrion. The coding region runs from base 165 to 590 and encodes 141 amino acids. Gene Ontology annotation, biological process: mitochondrial respiratory chain complex IV assembly. The transcript has 2 exons. NCBI's taxonomy places the organism in Eukaryota, Metazoa, Arthropoda, Insecta, Diptera, Drosophilidae.